Molecule: messenger RNA, 845 nt
Organism: Syngnathoides biaculeatus (alligator pipefish)
Lineage: Eukaryota; Metazoa; Chordata; Actinopteri; Syngnathiformes; Syngnathidae
Gene: fam32a
Product: family with sequence similarity 32 member A
Exons: 4
Coding region: 76-417 (113 amino acids)
Cellular component (GO): nucleolus
Source: RefSeq, a predicted model, not a curated record
UGUUAUGCUGCUUUUCCAUCUGCCAUUCAAGUUAAAGAAGAAGCUGCACGACAGCAUUUUUUUUGUUUUGCAAAUAUGUCGGACUAUGAACAUGUCCAGAAAAGUGCCCUGAAGAUUAAGGGUGUGGGGAGCGUUUCUUCUGCUAAAAAGAAGAAGAAGAAGGACAAAGAAAGCAAGCGUCGCAUGGAGCAGGUGGCCACCAAUCAGAAGGAUGAGGAGGUGAAUGCCAAACGGGCGUACAUUGACAAAAGGACGCCGGCGCAAAUUGCGUUUGACAAGAUGCAAGAAAAGAGGCAAAUGGAGAGAAUUUUGAACAAAGCCUCCAAGACUCACAAGCACCGAGUAGAGGACUUCAAUCGCCACCUGGAUAACCUGACAGAACAUUACGAUAUCCCUAAAGUCAGCUGGACCAAAUAAACAGCGAGACAUUUUCCAUUUUUGUUUUUGGGAGGUUAAGUUAUGCCAGUUUUCUGUUUUUACAUUUAAAGUUACUUAUUGUGAUCACAUGUUGCCAUUUCCUCUUGAAGUCACAAGUGUUGUGUGCAUAAAGAAUGAGAAACGUGGUAGCCUGGAUUUGUAGUCACGAGCAUCAUGCUCGGAACUAUGAAACGAGUGUAUUCAGAAACAAUUAAGGAUUGUAUAUUAUUGUAAAAAAAUGAAUUCUUGUUUUAUUCCUUUUUGAAAAUAAAAUAUAUACAAAAAUCCAACUUUUCUUUCAAUGACUGGUUGAAAAUUUACAUCUUCAUGAACUGAAUUUGAUCUUUUUCCCCCAACAAUGCCUUUUUGGGGAAAAAAUAUACAGCUUUUUUCACCCAAUUUUUUCAUUAAAAAAAAUGCUACUUUUA